Molecule: messenger RNA, 1306 nt
Organism: Gloeophyllum trabeum ATCC 11539
Lineage: Eukaryota; Fungi; Basidiomycota; Agaricomycetes; Gloeophyllales; Gloeophyllaceae
Product: Metalloprotease
Exons: 9
Coding region: 81-1148 (355 amino acids)
Biological process (GO): proteolysis
Molecular function (GO): metalloendopeptidase activity
Source: RefSeq, a predicted model, not a curated record
GAGAAAGCGUCGAGGACCGUCAACGCCCUCAAGCCAGAACGACGAGCCGAGUGCCUUGCGCCUUCCUUCACAGAUAAACCAUGCUGUGUUUGUCAUUGGUCACCCUCAGCCUCGGAGCCUUGGCUCUCGCCAGCCCGGCCAAGCGAGCGCAAGCUCUGUCGGUCUCGCUGACCGGGCCAACCUCGGUCGAAUCCAUCGACGAGCUGAAGCUCACGGCGACGGUCAAGAAUACGGGCGCCGAAGAGGUCAAGAUUCUCAAGUACGGCACUGUCCUGGACGCGGACACACCCACUCGCUCCUUCGUAAUCUCCAAGGACGGCGUUGCCGCGAACUUCACGGGGAUUAAGAUUUCCUUGGAUCUUCAGAAAGUCGGUGAUGAAGCGUUCGUUACCAUUCCCGCCGGUCAGAGCUACACUGUCGAGCAUGAGGUCGCCUCGCUGUACGACUUCGAGUCCCUCGGCACUGGCUCGUACUCCAUCGAACCCGUGACCACCUUCCAAAUUUGGGGUAACGAGGGUGAACCCGUGUCCCGCGCCAAGGCGCAAAUCGGCGCACAGCCGGUAUCGGUCUUAGUGAAAGGCGACGUGUCCAAGAGGGAGCUGAAGGCCAAGCGCGCGACGGUUAGCUGUUCCAACUCCAGCCAGAGGAGCUUUAUCUCUUCCAGCUACACAGAGGGCAAAUCACUUGCUUCCAUCGCCUCCUCUUAUGUAUCUAGCAAUGGAGCCAAUUCUCUGUAUACAUCCUACUUCGGCAGCACCCCCACCUCGACGGUCAUCAACGUGCUUAACCGGGUCGCCAACGAGAAUUCCGGCAGCCGAACGCUGAACUGUAACGACCCGUACAGUGUCUGCGGCAAUGGCGUCAUUGCCUACACGGUGACAUCCACCACCAACAUCUACUUCUGCUCUAUCUUCUAUGACGAAGUUACGACCAGCCGCUUGUGCAGCGACACUUCCGUUGCCUCCAGGAACAUCCGCGGCGGUACCGUUUUGCACGAAAUCACUCACGCUACCUCCGGCACUGAUGACAUUGGAUAUGGCUGCUCUUACGACCAGAAUCUCGGAAGAACGAGCCCGUCCCAGGCUGCCAUUAACGCGGACAACUACAAUUGCUUCGCGACCCAAGUCUACGCCAGCACUAGAUGCUAAGAGGCUAUGAUACGUGCUGCACGACUCAAAGGUAAUAGUAUUGAAGCGGCUAGCGUGUUGUUGGACACCAUGCAAGCGGGUACUUCCCCCCAACCUGUCGUAUCAUAUGAAUACAAAAGGAAUGAAGUCGUGUCUCACCAGAGAUCCGGGAAACAGCG